Neospora caninum is the source of this 1866-nucleotide messenger RNA. RefSeq lists its product as hypothetical. Gene Ontology annotation, cellular component: nucleus. Gene Ontology annotation, molecular function: histone binding. The transcript has 13 exons. Bases 1 to 1866 code for a protein of 621 amino acids. NCBI's taxonomy places the organism in Eukaryota, Apicomplexa, Conoidasida, Eucoccidiorida, Sarcocystidae. Gene Ontology annotation, biological process: regulation of gene expression. The record is from RefSeq and is a predicted model, not a curated record.
AUGCCAACUGCGCCGAAGAACGCAGCCUCUCCCGCCCCAGCAGCUGCACCCGCCCUCAAAGACCCGGUUUCUCUCGCGGGCGCUUCUGCAGCCUCUUCGCUUCUCGCCUCUUCCGAGGCGUCGCGCACCAGUGAGGAGAAUCAGAACGCGGGCUGGCCAGCUGAGACCGGCGAAUUCGAGCGAAACGCGCCGGCGCGCCCAGACCCUUCCUCGGCCGCGGGGAAAGAAGAACCAGAACGAGAGAAAAUGUCGAACGAAGGCGCUGUCCCUCCGCCCUCACCCGAAGGUCUCCGGCCGGAGCAGCGAACCACGAACGCCAGCGAGACCGACACGAAACAGCCAGCACCAUCGCCUCUUCCCACACUCGCCUCUCUUUCUUCUCUCGCACCUUCACCCCUGCUUGCUUCUGUCUCCGGUUCUCUCGCGUCUCCCAAGAAUGCAGGGACUCUCGAGGAGGCAGCCGUGCCGGGGAAGAGGCGCGCGAGCGACGACGCCGGCUCACCGUCUGCGUCGAGGAAGCGCCUGCGGAAACCCGACGAAAACAAGGAGCCGAACAACACAGCGACAGUCGCAGGGAAAGACGAGGCGAAGGCCGGAGAGGCGAAGGAUCAGACCGCGCCGGCUGUCUCGACAGCAGAGGAGCGGGACUCAACAAACACGCGCCGCCUGCGAGCGGUUCCCGAAGAAAGCGAGGAACGCGAAGAAAGUGAAGAAGAGGAGGACGAGGACGAGGAAGAAGGGAACCGAGAUGACCCAACAGUCAUUGCAGAGGAGUUCACAACUGGAAACGCCGACUCCGCCGCAGUGUCUCAGAGACUGCUUGUGGGGACGCACACGAGUUCCGGCGACGGCAACUCUCUUCUGGUCCUGCAGGUGUCUCUGCCGGCGAAGCCGAUCGAGGACGAGGCGUCACGGGCGUAUGUCGAGCGUCCUACAGAUUACGACGGCUUUAGUUUCGGAAUGAACCCCUGCAAGUUCAAAACGGUCAAGAGCUUCCCCCACGACGGCGAAGUGAACGUCGCAAGAUACAUGCCCCAGAAGCCUGACAUCGUCGCCACCAUGGGCCCGCAAGGGUUCGUUUACGUCUACGAUGUUUCGCGCGUCUCGGCAACGUCGGGGGGGGCUCUCCUGAGGCUCCCCGCUCACUCUACUGACGGCUUCGGCUUAGCUUGGAAUUCCCUCGUCGAAGGGCGUGUGGCGUCGACCUCAAACGGGGGCACGAUUUGCCUGCACGAUGUACAGGCGGCUCUCGCCUCUUCCGCUGCUGGGGCGCCGCUUCGAACCUUUACGGCGUCGAAGAGUGCAGUGAACGACUGCUGUUGGAUGGCCGACGACGCGUCGUUGCUCGCAACCUGCGGAGAUGACGGCGUCUUGAAAGCCUCUGAGACGGACCUCCUCACCUGCUUGUGUGGCGACGAAAAGCAGCCAAACACCGUCGUGUGCGGAGACAAUCGCGGGACUCUGCGUGUGUUUGAUCGACGCCGCGGCGAGAAACCCGUUCAUACCAUCGAGGCUGCACACCAGGGCGAGGUUACGCGAGUCGCUUUCUCUCCUUCUCAGUCGGGCCUUCUCUGCUCAGCGAGCCGUGAUCGAUUCGUCUCUCUCUGGGACCUACGGAAAGUCGGAGAAGAACAAUCCGAAGAAGACGCAGAAGACGGCCCGCCUGAGCUGCUGUUCUCGCACGGCGGUCACGUGGCGGCAGUGAGCGACGUCGCGUGGAACCGGGAAGAUCUCGCCUCUCUCGAGAAGGUUGUGGCCUCCGUCGGGGAAGACAAUCGUCUGCAGAUCUGGCAGCUGAAACACUCGGUCUUCUGCGACGACGCCAGUGACGACGACAACGACGACGAUGAUGACGACGUGGAAUAA